GAGAGAGAGAGAGAGAGAGAGAGAGAGAGAGAGAGAGAGAGAGAGAGAGAGAGAGAGAUUCUGCCAGCGAGAAGGAGAAGACGAACAAGUGGCGCACGGGCGAAGGAAAAGUUCCCGAACAAGCUUGAAUUCGUCGUGAGUUGGGCGGCGGAGUGUAAGGUGAAAGUUGAGUGGCGUUUGGCGGGAGAGGGACGGCGAACGAUCGACAGUUUGACGAGAAUCCACGUCGGGAAUGUCGCCUGGCUUGUGGGAGGCUUGAGCCGUUCCAUGGCGGCCGAAAAGUUUCAGCGUUGAAGCUUUGGAGUCUUGCCGUGAUGUCGCGCUAAGGCGGCGGCGACGGCGGUUGGCGCCGCUGUGACGUGAGCAGGAUGGGGAAGGAGCAGGACCUCCUGCAGGCGGUGAAGAGCGGCGACCUAUCAUCCACGCACAAGCUUCUGGCCAAGCUGAAGACCAGCAGGAGCAAACUUUUAGGAUCCACAAAGAGACUCAACAUUAACUACCAAGACGCAGACGGCUUCUCUGCGCUACAUCAUGCCGCCCUAACGGGCAGCGCUGAGCUGUUGGCGGCGCUGCUGGACGCACAGGCUGUCGUGGAUGUCAAGGACAGCAAUGGCAUGCGUCCGUUGCAUUACGCGGCGUGGCAGGGUAAAUCGGAGUCGGUCCUGAUGCUGCUGCGCUCUGGAGCGUCCGUCAACGGCAUCUCGCUGGACGGACACAUCCCUCUCCACCUCGCCGCGCAGUACGGACACUACCAAGUGUCGGAGAUGCUCCUCCAGCACCAGUCCAACCCAUGCCUGGUCAACAAGGCCAAGAAGACGCCGCUCGACCUCGCCUGCGAGUUCGGACGCCACAAGGUGGCCCAGCUGCUUUUGAGUAGCAACAUGGUGGUGGCGCUGUUGGAGGGAGAGCGCAAGGAGCCCAGCGACUCGGCCUUCACCACGCCGCUGCACCUCGCCGCUCGCAACGGUCACAAGGACGUCAUCGGGUUGCUGCUGAAGGCGGGCAUCGACAUAAAUGCCACAACCAAGUCGGGCACCGCCCUGCACGAGGCCGCCCUCUACGGCAAGACCGAGGUGGUGCGGCUGCUGCUUGACGCCGGCGUCGACGUGAACAUCCGAAACACGUACAACCAGACGGCACUUGAUAUCGUCAACCAAUUCACAACCUCACACGCCAGUCGUGACAUCAAGCAACUGCUCAGAGACGCGACGGGGGUUCUGCAGGUGCGAGCGCUGAAGGACUUGUGGAACCUUCAUGAUCCCACUGCCCUCAACAUCCGCGCCGGAGAUGUGAUCACGGUUUUGGAGCAGCAUGCCGACGGGCGCUGGAAAGGUCACAUCCACGACAGCCAGCGGGGGACGGACCGCGUGGGCUUCUUCCCACCUUCCAUCGUCGAGGUCAUCAGCCGGCGUGCCGGGGGCACCGUCUCCCGGCACGCCUCCCUCCCCGCUCGACGCCGGUCCAGAGCCGCCCUGUCCGGCGGCCUCAACUUAUCCCCUCACGGCGACGACUCCUACUCCCUGUGUGCCCCCCCAGCCCCAGCCGCAGGAGACCGCAGCAGCGUGGGGAGUAGCGAGAGCGUGGGCAGCACGCGCAGUGCCGGGAGCGGCCAGAGCACCGAAAGCAACAACAACACGCUCAACAACAACAACACGCUAAGCCACGCACACAACGGCAUUGCCGCUGCUGCCGCUGCUGCUGCUGCGGGUCACCAUGAAAACAAGCCAGCGCCCCCUGCUGCUGAAUGUGGAGCUUCGCACUCGAGCAAGCAGCCUCAGCACCACGCAGGUUCUGUUGCAUCCCGCAGGCCAGUGGCUGAGCAGACCUUGACCCAGCAGCAGUUUUUUCGUCCUCAGCAGCUGCUGGACGGCAAGGAUUCCGAGGCCAUCUUCGAGUGGCUGAGUGACUUCCAGUUGGAGCAAUACGCGGGGAACUUCAUCACUGCUGGUUACGAUGUCCCCACCAUCAGCAGGAUGACGCCUGAGGAUCUGACUGCCAUCGGCGUCACCAAACCGGGACACCGUAAGAAAAUCUCGAUGGAGAUCAACAAGUUGAACAUUCCUGAGUGGCUUCCGGAGUACAUGCCGUCGGAGCUCGGCGAGUGGCUCGGCGCCAUCGGCCUCCCGCAGUACCUGAAAAGACUCUCGGAAAACGGCUACGACAGCAUUGGCAUUGUCAAAGACCUGACGUGGGAAGACUUACAAGAGAUCGGCAUCACAAAACUGGGCCACCAGAAGAAGUUGAUGUUGGCAGUGAAGAAGCUGUGUGACAUCCACCGGGCCAUCGUUCAGGCCGAGUCCGGCCAGGGAACGUUACGGCGCAAAGCUCCGGGCGCGCUGCACGUGGUCGCCAUCGAGCCGCCGGACGCCGGCGGGGAGUGCUCGUCCCCCCGCACUCCGAAGACCAUGAUGACCUUCCAGGACAGCGAACUGAGCGUGGAACUGCAGUCGGCCAUGUCCGGCCACUAUGCCGACUGUGAGGAUGUCAGGAAUGCAACGGCCUCGUCCCACGGCCGGGACGGCAUGGACGCUCAAUCCCGAGGCUCCGGACGUUCUCAGGAACCCCCCACUGUCUCCGUCAACGCCCACAGACUGUCCCAGGAGAGCCUGGACGGCAGCCCUGCCAGUGACAGGAACGUCCCAGAGGGCUGGGACCAGAGGCCGAUCCACAAGCUGGUUCCCCUGGGAACGGCGACUGUCUUCAAGUACCCCGCCGUCCCCGCCAAACCCAAAAUGUCCCGCUCUCAUGGCUCAUCUCCUCACGGCUCACCGGCUUUGAAGGGCUUCAGCUACUUGCAUUCUCACUGUGGAUCCACUGACUCGUCCGCCGGAUCCCAGGAGCAGGGCCGGACUCUGGUGCUCCCCAAGAAACGAACCUACAGUCUGAACCGCUACGCUCUAUCAGACGGAGAACCCGACGAGGACGACGAGGAGCCAGCACGUCCUUCUGGAAACGUUCCUUCGUACGCCACCAUGAGCCGCAAACUUGGCCGUGCUCAGACAGCUCGGAUGCAGUCUGGUCUGGAGAAGAGCGUCCACGUAGGCCGCAGUCAGUCUUUUGCCGUACGAGCACGGAAAAAAGGACCCCCGCCGCCGCCUCCCAAGAGACUGAGCUCAGUGAGCAGCACAACCAGCGGCGAGUUGAGCGACAGCAGCACCGCAUCGUCAUCCGGCGGUGGCGGCGGCCUGGUGACCGACAGCCGAACUGUGUCGUUGGGCAGCAUUACGACCGACGGCGGUUCCGUGUCAUCGUCGUCGGCCGGCAGCGUGGUGACCGACAGCCCGGGAAGUGUCAGGAGCAUCGCGGCCUCCCUGGAAGCAAGUGCAGAAACUCCAAACCCUCCGGAUCCCAAACGUGACCCUGAUCCACAGGCGCCGCCUGCCACUGAAACCAAAGACACCCCGGGGGUGAGGAGAAGGACGCAGAGUGCGCACGAGCCAGACCUAGGCGGAAAGUCGGACACGGAAGAAUCUGACGCCAAAAACUCGCAGUCGCCUCACAAUAGCUCCAGUGAGUGCAUCCCCUUUGCCGAGGAGGGAAACUUGACCAUCAAGCAGAGGCCUAAAGCUGCGGCCCCGGGACCUCCCAGAGCCGAGGCCGCGUCCGACAAAGCUGCCGCCGCCAAGAGCCUGGAGGUCCCCGAAUUCAACUUGAAGGAAUCGGACACGGUCAAGCGGCGACACAAACCCAAAGACAAGGACGAAGGAUCCCCCUGCAAAGAGCUGACUCAAACUGAGGCUGACCCCAACGAGAAGAACCCGGAGGAAGCCUGCUUGCGGAUCGAUACGGGGGCCCCUGACAAACCUCUGCCGUCCCCGAAACCUCCGCUCGUGGCUCCCAAACCUGUACGGCACAGCCUGCUGUCGGCGCAAGCAGCUGGACUCGGGUCUCCAGCGAUUAGCGUCAGCGUGGUCCAAAGUCUGGCCUUCGGUGCCGCGUCGCCUCCUUGGUCUCCAUCUCGCGGGCCUUCACCGGCGGCGACGGCCCAUCGUAGCCCCGCCCCUUCCUCACCGGUGGCCGCCAGAGUCCAGGCUUCGGGAAGUCCAGGUGGUACGGAGGUUGUCCAGCAGAGACUGGAUGAGACCAGCACAUCUCUGGCGGCGGCCCUCAAGGCCGUCGAGAGGAAGCUGAUCCUGGACAGGGACCAGGCUGACGGCAGGGCCAACACAGUCAAGUCAGCAGGAAACAUCCUGGAUGACAUCGGGAACAUGUUUGACGACUUAGCCGACCAGCUGGACGCCAUGUUGGACUGAAAGCGCCGUUCAAGCAAAAAAA
Hippocampus comes (tiger tail seahorse) is the source of this 4275-nucleotide messenger RNA. It is a transcript of the gene caskin2b, whose product is annotated as CASK interacting protein 2. NCBI's taxonomy places the organism in Eukaryota, Metazoa, Chordata, Actinopteri, Syngnathiformes, Syngnathidae. Gene Ontology annotation, molecular function: protein binding. Bases 369 to 4253 code for a protein of 1294 amino acids. The record is from RefSeq and is a predicted model, not a curated record. The transcript has 21 exons.